CUGAUUUCAGGGACUUCCUUUUGACGCACUAUUGGUCUCUCCUAAAUGGUUUAACUGUCGACGUCCGCCGUCUGACCUCGAAUUUCUCUGGUCGGACACAUCCGCCCCUCAUUCACCUUCAUGUCGCUACCCCACACCAUCUACUCGUAUCUAGCAUUAUCUCCUACACAUGGAAGUUCAUACGUUGGUUUGUGCGCCGGGGAAGCCUCUUCCCCCCGCACAACCCCAGCUUUCCGCAGCCGCAGCGCCUGAGAAAAGAAAGCGGGUCCGUCGAUGGCAUCACCGAGGAUUUACAGGCUGUUCGACAUGUCGUCGACGCCACGUCCGCUGCGAUGAAGCAUCGCCGUCUUGCAAAAACUGUACACGCCUGGGUCUUGAAUGCGAUGGCACUCAGGGUCGUAUGACCUUCAAAGUCUACGGACCGCCGCAAGCGGAUUCGUCUCCCGCCACCGCCAAGAAAUGCGACAAAAAGAUCAAGAGCGAAGGGGACAAGCAAGUGAAGCAGGAGCCGGCAGGAGACGAGAAUGAGCCCUUCGAAACAUUAGUUGUGUCUCCAACAACUGUGUCCGACCUGAAGCCUAUAAAAUAUCGCUUCCAAGACCCCAUCUCUCCCGCCGAGUUUUUAUCCUCGUCACUGGACUGCGUCGAAGGCCGGUAUUACACUCAUUUCGUCGACCAGGUCUCUACUCUACUCCUCAUCUAUGAUAAUUCGAACAACAUAAAUCCCUACCGAAGAUUCUUCCCUGAGCUCGCUCGAUCCUCAACGUCAAUGGCUAGCGCUAUGCAAGCCAUGGGUGCGUUGCACCUUGCCAAUACAUCUAAAGGGCAACAGCGAAACAAGCACUUCCAACAAGCCAUGAGCAAUUAUGGCGAGGUUGUCAAGUCCUUUAGAACCCGAUAUACGGACCCCGACCACAGCGUGCGACUUACGGAUUUCGCCACCUGUCUUUUACUGUCACUGUUCGAGAUGAUGGAUUCUCAACAUCACAACUGGGCUAUCCAUCUUAAAGGAGCCCGAGAAAUUUACCGAAUACUUUUCACCCCUAAUGACGACCCGGACAAAGAAGCCAAGCGCCUCGCUGAAAUCAAUCACCCACUUCGACCCUUCCUCGUAUCGCUGCUCUCAUACUUAGACGUUGCAGGUGCCUGUGCCACCAGUGAGGGAACCGUGGUGGAAGGCAGCUAUUGGACAACACACGGAGGUGGCUGGGAGUACAAUCUGGGUACACCAAGCCUGUCGACCGAACAACCUGCUUAUAGUCACCAUCUUGUUGAAUUGCGCCAAUGUUGGUCCGCUAUGAUGGAGAUUCAAGCAGCCAUCAGUGCCUUUGGAAAAGCGAAACAAGAUGGUCUGAUGCCGUUCGAACAACAAGACUUGGUUUAUCACGAGCUAUUACAGCGGCUGGUACAAUGGCGUCUGAACGCACCACAGGCACUGCAGAUGUUAGGCGAACUAGACGAUGAGAGCUUGCGACAAUAUCCAUACCCCGAUGUCCUUGAGUAUGCCGGGUGUAUCGAAGCAUAUGAAAAGGCCACCAACAUAUUCCUACAUCGGGUUGGAGCAGCAGGCCGUCCUGAUAUACAGCCCCAAAGGGCGCUGUUAGACAUGCUUGCUACGCGAAUCUUGGCGUUGAUUGGAAAGCUCGCAAAGGAUGUGGGUCAGUUGGCGGUACUAUGGCCACUCUUUACAGCUGGCCGAGAGUCACGGAACGAGAGCGAGCAGAAAUUUGUGCGGCAGACCAUGACUGAUCUCCAGCGGUUCGGGUUUAAGAAUGUUGAUAAGGCCCUCGAGGAACUGGAACAAGCGUGGUUCAAGCAGCGAGCUUUCCCAGAAGGUUGGAUUGACACUAUGGACGAUAUACGCUCCUCAAUCCUCCUCCCUUGAACAAAACCGCUUCGUGGCUCGCUGAUGAUAUUCUCUGCGAUUAACGACCGCCCUGAGCCAUCUUGCCAUGGUAUUUGACGAUUUAUAAUGGACAUAAGUUAUAUGGAACGGGGAAAACACGGAGUCUGCGUAUUGGUGUAAUACUGGCGUUAUAUUGGGGAACUAAGGGUGUUCGGCUGGGCUGGACCCUUAGACUUGGAUUUGCGGAGCGUGAGGAAAUAUUCUUCGCAAAUGGUUUGAAUAUAUGUGCUGUUUGGGUGACGGAUUUGUGCUGUUUUUAUUCUACUGGAGUGGGAUCACUGUUGUACAGAUACAGGCAAGGCUUACUGAAAGUCAUAUAUAGAGUUACCCCUUGGCACCCGUGAGAGCUAGCUGCUUCUUACACUCUCUGAAAUAGAACAAAAUCUAGUAUCUGAUAUC
Molecule: messenger RNA, 2305 nt
Organism: Aspergillus piperis CBS 112811
Lineage: Eukaryota; Fungi; Ascomycota; Eurotiomycetes; Eurotiales; Aspergillaceae
Product: Zn(II)2Cys6 transcription factor
Exons: 3
Coding region: 170-1885 (571 amino acids)
Biological process (GO): positive regulation of transcription by RNA polymerase II
Cellular component (GO): nucleus
Molecular function (GO): DNA-binding transcription factor activity, RNA polymerase II-specific; transcription cis-regulatory region binding; zinc ion binding
Source: RefSeq, a predicted model, not a curated record